Oryza brachyantha (malo sina) is the source of this 1928-nucleotide messenger RNA. RefSeq names its product glucose-1-phosphate adenylyltransferase large subunit 1, chloroplastic/amyloplastic. The record is from RefSeq and is a predicted model, not a curated record. Gene Ontology annotation, molecular function: glucose-1-phosphate adenylyltransferase activity. The transcript has 15 exons. Lineage: Eukaryota; Viridiplantae; Streptophyta; Magnoliopsida; Poales; Poaceae. The coding region runs from base 166 to 1695 and encodes 509 amino acids. Gene Ontology annotation, biological process: glycogen biosynthetic process.
CCGCGGCCGUGUCCUGCUGGAAAGUCGUACGAGCUCACGGGGGGCAGGCGGCGAAGGCGAGCUUUGGAUUGGGAAGGAUCACCACCCGUCUCUCUCUCUCUCUCUCUCUCUCUCUCCGGCAUUGCGAGGCGGCGGAGAGGGAGGUAGCUAGCGCCGUCGGCGGUGAUGGACCUGCGCGUGGCCGCCCCUGCCUCCGUGGGCGCGGCGGCGCGGUGCGGCGCGAGACUGGCGAGGCCGUGCCCGGUCCGGGCGCUGGGAGGAGGAGGAGGAGGAGGACGGAGGUCGCGGUUAUCCGUGCGGAUGUCCGUCGCGACCACCGAGGCCGCCUCCGCCGCCGUAGCCGUGGGCGCCUCGGAGGACGCGGCGUUGGAGGCCCGCGACGCGAAGACGGUGGUGGCGGUCAUCCUCGGCGGCGGCGCGGGGACGAGGCUGUUCCCGCUUACCAAGCGCAGGGCCAAACCCGCGGUGCCCAUCGGUGGAGCGUAUAGGCUGAUCGACGUGCCGAUGAGCAACUGCAUAAACAGCGGCAUCAACAAGGUGUACAUCCUCACCCAGUUCAACUCGGCGUCGCUCAACCGGCACCUCUCCCGGGCGUAUAAUUUCAGCAAUGGCGUCGCGUUUGGAGAUGGGUUCGUCGAGGUUCUAGCAGCAACUCAGACGCCUGGUUCGGAGGGCAAGAGGUGGUUUCAGGGUACAGCUGACGCUGUUCGGCAAUUUGAUUGGCUGUUUGACGAUGCCAAGGCUAAAGACAUCGAUGAUGUCCUGAUUCUUUCUGGUGAUCAUCUCUACCGUAUGGACUACAUGGACUUUGUUCAGAGUCAUCGGCAAAGAGGUGCGGACAUCAGCAUCUGUUGCUUGCCUAUUGACGACAGCCGGGCAUCUGAUUUUGGUUUAAUGAAGAUAGAUGACACAGGAAGAGUUAUUGCAUUCAGUGAAAAACCGAAAGGAGAUGAUUUGAAGGCAAUGCAAGUUGACACCACGGUGCUAGGCUUGCCACAAGAUGAAGCAGAAAAGAAGCCAUACAUAGCGUCAAUGGGGGUCUAUAUAUUUAAGAAAGAGAUACUUCUAAAUCUUUUGAGAUGGCGUUUUCCCACUGCAAAUGACUUUGGAUCUGAAAUCAUUCCUGCUUCAGCAAAAGAAAUCAACGUAAAGGCAUAUCUUUUCAAUGAUUACUGGGAAGACAUAGGCACUAUUAAAUCUUUCUUUGAAGCGAAUCUUGCCCUUGCUGAACAGCCUCCAAGGUUCAGCUUUUAUGAUGCUAAUAAACCCAUGUACACAUCACGGAGAAACUUACCACCAUCUAUGAUCAAUAAUAGUAAGAUCACUGAUUCAAUCAUUUCCCAUGGAUGUUUCUUGGAUAACUGCAGGAUAGAGCACAGUGUUGUUGGAAUCCGUUCUAGGAUAGGUUCCAAUGUGCACCUCAAGGAUACAGUAAUGCUCGGUGCUGAUUUCUAUGAAACUGAUCUGGAAAGAGGAGAACUGCUAGCUGAAGGAAAGGUUCCAAUUGGGAUCGGGGAGAAUACGAAGAUUCACAACUGCAUAAUAGACAAGAACGCGAGGAUAGGGAAGAAUGUGGCAAUUACCAACUCUGAGGGUGUACAGGAAGCAGACAGGACAUCGGAAGGCUUCUACAUCCGAUCAGGCAUCACGAUCGUACUAAAGAAUUCGAUAAUCGCAGAUGGAUUAGUCAUAUGAGGUGGAAUGAAGCCCUCCCAAUUCCACUAAUCAAACCAGAAAAAAAAAAGAAGCCCGAUCAUGACCAUUUCCAUCAGGAAUAGAAUAAACCGCCAGAGUUCUUUGUACUGUCACAAUAAGUUGGAUAGAAUCCAAGAGCUUCUGCUUGUCUGUACAACAUCAUUCUGUCUCGUCGAAUCUACCGUGUUGCUUUCACUUUUUUCACAACGAAACAUGCCCCAUGAAGCUCGAUU